Messenger RNA from Macrosteles quadrilineatus (aster leafhopper), 564 nucleotides. Its product is annotated as adrenodoxin-like protein 1, mitochondrial. Gene Ontology annotation, cellular component: mitochondrion. Bases 1 to 564 code for a protein of 187 amino acids. The transcript has 2 exons. Lineage: Eukaryota; Metazoa; Arthropoda; Insecta; Hemiptera; Cicadellidae. Gene Ontology annotation, biological process: P450-containing electron transport chain; positive regulation of oxidoreductase activity. The record is from RefSeq and is a predicted model, not a curated record. Gene Ontology annotation, molecular function: 2 iron, 2 sulfur cluster binding.
AUGUCAAAUCUUGCAGCAGACGCUGCUGCAGCUGCUGAAAGAAAACUUGUGUUGCUAUGCUAUGCCAUGUUGUCUAGGUUAAGGUCAAGCCUUUGUAGACUGAACAACUCUGUAAGAAUUUUUAAAACUUUCCAACUUAGGAAAAUUAAAACUUCUCCACUUAUUUUACAUGGAGACUAUGAAUAUGAACCUCCCAAAAGCAAAGAAGAUAUUGUAAAUGUUACUUAUGUGGACAAGGAUGGUAAUAAGAAACAAGUUCAGGGAAAAGUUGGUGAUAACCUCAUGUAUUUGGCGCACAGACAUGAAAUUGAAAUGGAGGGAGCUUGUGAAGCUUCACUAGCCUGUACAACUUGUCACUGUUAUGUUCAAGGAGAAUAUUUAUCUAAACUUCCCCCACCAGAAGAAAAGGAAGAUGACUUGUUAGAUCUAGCACCAUUCUUGAAAGACAACUCAAGACUAGGAUGUCAAAUCAUUCUAAAUAAAGAGUUAGAUGGUAUUGAAGUUCACCUGCCUAAAGCUACCCGUAACUUUUAUGUUGAUGGACACAAACCUAAACCUCAUUAA